GAACAGGGGUAUCACCACUUGUGAUUAAACACUUUUUACUGGUAAAGGUGGAGAUGAAAAAUGUACUCCUUACACAGCAUAUAACAAAUGAAAAAUAGGAAGUGUCCGUUCCGAAUCUAUUUAAAUUUACCAGUAAAUUUAUUUAAUAGACCUUAUUUUUACUGAUGUGUAAGGUACAAGGAUGUUAAAUUGGCCUGCGGACAUUCCAAUGACACUACUUUCAUGAAAAAUUACUCUCUCUAUACCUAUCUGGUACCUACUUAUUUUUAAAAGAUUAGAGUUAGUGGGGACCACUGUUUCCCAGUUACUUACUAGCGUAAGGGGAGUAAAUCAGACACCUGUGUUUUAAUUCAAUUGGUAACAGUUUACGCAUGCGUUUUCACAUUUACCGCAUCAAAAUUUACGAUUACAGUAAUGACUACUAUACAUGACAAGUGGAUGCUGUCUAUAAAAUGAAAAGUGAAUCGAAAAAACAGUUGUAACAUCAUACAAAAAAACUGUCAAAAUGUAUUCAACGAAAACUCCUUCCUAUAGAAUUGAGGAAGCAGAUUUGAAGUGCAAGAAUGGUUGCGGAUUUUAUGGAAAUGAUGAGUGGGAAGGUUAUUGUAGCAAAUGUCAUCGAGAAUAUUUACAAAAACAAAGAUCUCAAACUGAGAGUAACGUUUAUGGACAAGGAUACGAUGUCCAUUCUAUGAAUCGGAGUGCAACUAAUGCUCAACAAAAAUAUGAAGAGAAGAAAGUACAACAAGAAAAAAAGUACAAAUUGUUAAAUAUAUCUUUCCGUAAACCAGUUACAAAAGCACAGGGAUAUCAAGAGUUACUACACGAAUUAACAAAAGAUAAUCCCGAUCUGGAAAAAGUAAAAGCAGAAAAUCGUGAAUUACUAGUUAUGAUUGCUAAGACACCGGUGGACAGAGAUGUUAAAAAAUGCAUGCAUUCUUUUAUAGUCGAGGUACUUCAAAAUAAGGAUAUAAAGAGAAUAGAAGAACUUUCAGAAAUUGUACAAAACUUUUAUCAAGUAUUCGCCAAGCGUUUAGAAAACAAUACCAAAUAUGCAGAUAUAACACCAGAAAUAAAAGAAAAAUUAUUAGAUUACGUUGAAAGAUAUUGUAUGACUUCACUCUAUAGGAUUCUCUUUUGUCCUCCCUUCACGAAUGAUGAAGAAAAGGAUUUAGCUAUACAAAAAAGAAUUCGACAACUAAAUUGGGUCAGUGGAAAAAAUUUAGAGUGCAGAAUACAUGAAACUAGUUCAGAAGUUAGAGAACUUGUCUACACUUCUAUAACAGAUUUACUAAAUAUGGAUUCUGCAAAAGCUCCACAAGAAAAACUUUCUUGCGUAAUUUAUUGCUGUAGGAAUAUAUUUUUAAUGUUACAGCAGUCUGUCGGUGGACCAGCAUCUGCAGAUGAAUUUCUUCCUGCACUGAUUUUUAUUGUUCUGAAAGCUAAUCCCGCUCGCCUUAAGAGCAAUAUUAAUUUUAUCACUAGAUUUUGUAAUGCAAGCAGAUUAAUGACAGGGGAAGGUGGAUAUUACUUCACUAAUUUGUGUUGUGCUGUAUCUUUCAUUGAAAAUUUAACAGCCGCAUCAUUAAAUAUGGAUGAAAAAGAUUUUAAUGCGUAUAUGUCCGGGGAACGUGUACCUGCCAACACUUGGGAAUCUGCUCUAAUGAUAUGUGAAAGUUUGCACUUAAUGUGCGAAGAUAUAACACUUCUUGAUGAAAUAAAAGCUAAAACUAAAGAAAUGAUAAAUGAAACAUUAGAUUUGAAAGAAAAAAUGUUACGGUUUCAAGAGGAGAUUGAAUCAGAAGUAAAUACUGUUUUGGAAAGAACUCCGUUGUUAAUUACACAUAGUCAAAGAUUACCAACCAAUUUGGACUGCGAAGAUAUAGAAAGUUACCAAUUACCACCUCCAAUUAUUCCACAAGUUUGUUCUACUACAGUUAACAAUUCCGCUCAUCAGAACGAUAUGAGAAUUUCUUUAAUAGAUGAUUGUGUAACACCAUCUCCUACUUUUGAUUUUCCCUCUUUCAUGGGCGAUGAUAGCUUUGAUGUAAGCAAGGCGGAGGAUGAAACUAGUCUCAUAAGCUUGGAUGCACAAUGUGAUUUUGAUAUCCAACAAGAUAAGUCUACAAAUGAAUUAUUACCAACUCAUUUGCAUUUAGCUUCUGCAGCAGAACCAGAAAAGGAAGAUUAUCAUGGGUUUACUAUUCAAGGUUCAAAUAUACCCACAAUUCCUUGUAGUACUGGGGAUUUAUCCCUUAAUUCUACAGAAACUGAUUGCGAAAAUUAUACGAACUAUUUCCACAAUGUAUAAAACAUAUUAUGUAAAUGAAAUAUACUUUAUGAAGGAUGUUUCACUUUUAUGUAUAAUUCGUACAAAGAUUCUUGUGAAACAUUGCAGUUGUAGUGCAAAUAACGUUUAGGUAAUUUAAAAAUAUGAAUUUAAAUAAAAAUUGUAUGACGUCAUGGAUAAAAUUAAAUUUAUUGAUUAUCAGUAUUUAAUGCAAUUGAUGUAUUAAAAUAAUUUCAAACACAUAUUUAUGUAUUUCAUGUUAUUGUAUUUUAAGCUUAUAGUGGACAUGUUUCUUCUAGCUACGAGAAUGGGCGUGUUAUGAGUAGAAUACCAUGUUCUGGUAACAAAAAUUUAAAGAAAUCAGACAUUUUGUUGUUGAAUAAAUAUUAUAUGAAGAAAGUUUAUGAUAUAUAAAAAUUUUAUAUAUAUAUCUUUUAUUAAUUAAUAAUAAAUAAUAAUAGUAACUUAGAAUAAUAACUUAUAAAAAAUAAUGAUAUUCACUAUAUUCUAAGGGUCAGUGUUUGAUUCUGUUGUUUAGCAAUUUUAACAAGUCA
This is a messenger RNA of Nomia melanderi (Alkali bee), 2844 nucleotides long. RefSeq names its product Rabaptin-5-associated exchange factor for Rab5 (gene Rabex-5). Gene Ontology annotation, biological process: vesicle-mediated transport. NCBI's taxonomy places the organism in Eukaryota, Metazoa, Arthropoda, Insecta, Hymenoptera, Halictidae. The record is from RefSeq and is a predicted model, not a curated record. Gene Ontology annotation, cellular component: cytosol; endocytic vesicle. Gene Ontology annotation, molecular function: small GTPase binding; DNA binding; guanyl-nucleotide exchange factor activity.